AUGGCCGCCUCAGGCGUGACCACCCCGCCGCCGGCGCCCAAUGGCGACAUCACUCCCGAUCUCGCUUGGGUCGUGCAGAAAUUUGGCGGGACCAGCGUGGGCAAGUUUGCGAACAACAUCGUCGACCAGAUUAUCUUGCCCAGCUGUGCUGAGCAAAGAAUCGCCGUCGUCUGCUCAGCUCGAAGCAGUUCUACAAAAGCUGACGGAACUACGAAUAGAUUAUUGCGUGCAGCACGAGAUGCCGAGAGCCCCAAGUCGCGAUCAUAUGACAUCCUGGUGGAAGCCGUGCGCCAAGAACACGUUGAAGUUGCCGAGCAGCAAAUAAGGUCUCCCGAGUUGAAGAACCGGUUGAUCGAGGAGAUUAACAGCGAAUGCACCUAUGUCUUGAAGAUACUCGAAGCGGCCAAGACCCUGGGCGAGACUAGCGCACGAUGUGUCGAUAAAGUGAUUAGCGCGGGCGAGAAGCUCAGCUGUCACUUUUUGGCUGCCCUGCUACAGGAUCGUGGUGUAGACUCGGAAUACGUUGAUCUUUCUGACAUUGUCGAUUUCCCUGUCAGCAGCAAUGGCCUGGACCAAGAAUUUUACAACAACUUGGCUACUGCCCUGGGAUCCAAAAUCCAGGCGUGUGCGCCCAAGGUGCCCGUCAUCACAGGGUACUUUGGACCCGUCCCCGGUGGACUACUCGACAAGGUUGGCCGUGGCUACACAGAUCUUUGCGCUGCCCUCGUUGCGGUAGGCGUCAAAGCAAAAGAACUUCAAGUCUGGAAGGAGGUUGACGGCAUAUUUACGGCUGAUCCUCGAAAAGUCCCAACCGCUCGUCUGCUACCGGCCAUCACGCCUGCCGAGGCGGCCGAGUUGACGUUUUAUGGAUCCGAAGUUAUUCACCCUUUUACCAUGGAGCAAGUGAUUUGCGCGAGAAUACCGAUUCGGAUCAAGAAUGUGAUGAACCCCAAAGGAAGCGGCACCAUCAUUUUCCCCGAUUCACUCGUCGACCUCGAGAGAAUAGUCGGCGGCCAGGAAGCCAAGCUGAUUCGCACGAGAAGCUCAAGCGUCGUUUCGGCGCAGCUCCAGGGCCCCAAGCGGCCCACUGCUGUCACCAUAAAACACAAAAUCUUAGUGAUCAACGUGCAUUCAAACAAGCGCUCCCUCUCACAUGGGUUUUUCGCCGGUAUCUUUUCUGUGUUGGACCGAUGGCGGCUGUCUAUCGACUUGAUAUCCACAAGUGAGGUGCACGUUUCCAUGGCCCUUCACUCUGAAAUGCCGCUCCUCAAUGGGGUUGGGCAAGACGAGUACCAGAUUAUUGAUGAAGACCUGCGUGGCGCUAUCGAGGAUUUGCGAAAUUACGGAACGGUCGAUAUUAUCCCCGAAAUGGCGAUCCUGAGCCUGGUGGGCAAACAAAUGAAGAAUAUGGUCGGCGUCGCUGGACGUAUGUUCUCAACGCUGGGGGAGAACAAUGUCAACAUUGAGAUGAUUUCACAAGGCGCGAGUGAAAUCAACAUCUCGUGUGUUAUUGAAGAACGAGACGCAGACCGUGCGAUAAACAUUCUCCAUACAAGCCUUUUUACCUUUUUGGAUUAA
This is a messenger RNA of Talaromyces rugulosus, 1578 nucleotides long. RefSeq lists its product as uncharacterized. The transcript has 4 exons. Gene Ontology annotation, biological process: amino acid biosynthetic process. The record is from RefSeq and is a predicted model, not a curated record. NCBI's taxonomy places the organism in Eukaryota, Fungi, Ascomycota, Eurotiomycetes, Eurotiales, Trichocomaceae. The coding region runs from base 1 to 1578 and encodes 525 amino acids. Gene Ontology annotation, molecular function: aspartate kinase activity.